GUGGCACUGGGGGGGAAUCUCUUUGGAUUUGAGGACAGAUACGUCAGGUUGCUUCUUGCACUCUGGAUCACGAAGCUGCAAGAGAGUGUUGGUGCUUACAGGCACAAAGCAAAGAGAGGCAGAGAUCUGCACAUCAUCUGCUCAGAGAAGUCCAAGCCUCACCCGAAGCACGGCAGCCACAGAGGACCAUGGCAUUUGCAGGGAUGUUGAGCGACGAGGACAUCAAGGCUGCAGUCCAGGCUUGUCAAGCUCCGGGCACAUUCGACUUCAAGUCCUUCUUUGCACAAGUGGGACUGACUGGCUCAUCUGACGCGGAUAGAAAAAAAGUUUUCACCAUCCUGGACCAGGACCAGAGUGGAUAUAUCGAGGAGGAGGAGCUUCGACUGUUCCUGCAGAAUUUCUCGCCGGAGGCCAGAGAGCUGACUGUGGCCGAGACCAAGAACCUGAUGGCAGCAGGAGAUAAAGACGGAGAUGGGAAGAUCGGGGUGGAAGAGUUCUGUGAUCUCCUGAAGUAAAGAAAAACAAACAUCUGUGGCUACGACUGUCUUCUUCCCUAUUUUGAAUUAUGGAUUUCGGACGACUUUCCAGAUUGUUUGAUGCAAAGAUCAAAAACCUCAGAUGUUCUGUACCUGCCUGCUGCUCUCCCUGUUGAUGUGAUUCGAUAAAAUGUUUGGUGAACUGAUGGCUAAAGCUGGAUAUUAGAUGUGUAUGUGUUUAAUAAAUCAGGUACCUGAUUAAGAAA
This is a messenger RNA of Amphiprion ocellaris (clown anemonefish), 742 nucleotides long. It is a transcript of the gene pvalb5, whose product is annotated as parvalbumin 5. NCBI's taxonomy places the organism in Eukaryota, Metazoa, Chordata, Actinopteri, Pomacentridae. Gene Ontology annotation, molecular function: calcium ion binding. The record is from RefSeq and is a predicted model, not a curated record. Bases 189 to 515 code for a protein of 108 amino acids. The transcript has 5 exons. Gene Ontology annotation, cellular component: cytoplasm; nucleus.